AUUCUGUAUACAAACUGAUCUUAAAAAAUGAUAGUAGUAUCAUAUUUAUGGUAAAAUACUAAAUGAAGAUCGCUCCAGUAAUUGCAGAUUAGACUAGUAACAUAUAACGACCUUACAAGUCUACCUUUAAACAGAUCAUUCAAACUCUGGAUCACGGACAUAAACCAAAUAUCCACCUACCAAAUCUAAUGGGAACCAUAUAACAUAAUGAAGCAUUCAACGUCUACAAACAGAAACCACAUGAAAACAUUUUCGUUUCGAAAAUGAUACCCAACAACCACACUAACCAUUAUAUAACACCAACCUGUAAGAUCUUUUAAUCCUCAAUCUUUUAAUGUUAUCUCCCCCAUUUCCUUCACACAAUCGAUGGAAAAUUUUACCUUCUUCAACAAAGCCUUCACUUACAUUUCCAUUCUUCUCCUUCCAUUUCUCAUUUCUGUGCUAUGCAAGAAUGGUUCUGAAAGUCCAGUAGUCCCAUCUCCACUGGCAGUCACUGCACAAUACUUAAUCUUUAAAGACAGGCGGCUAGCUGUUGUGUACCCCAUAAUCCAAGCAUUCAAGAGAACGAUCACAGAAGAUCCACUUAACCAAACCGGUAACUGGGUUGGUUCUGACAUAUGCAACUACACAGGCCUUCACUGUGAUAAUCCACCCGAUAACGAAUCAGCCCUUGCCCUGGCUAGCGUUGACUUCAAUGGGUUUCUCCUAGCAGCCCCGACUCUCGAAGGUUUUAUAGAUAAGCUGCCUGACCUUGCAAUCUUUCACGCGAACUCAAACAAGUUUUCUGGGUCCGUACCAGAUGUCUCAAAACUCCCAUAUUUUUAUGAGUUGGACAUAAGUAACAAUGUCUUCUCUGGCACAUUUCCUACGACAGUUAUUGGCAUAAAAGAGCUCUCGUUUUUAGAUCUUCGUUUUAAUUUUUUCACAGGAUCAGUGCCUCCACAAAUUUUCGAGCAACCUCUUGAAUUAUUCUUCAUUAACAACAAUGAUCUCACGGCAACACUCCCAGAAAACUUUGGUUCCACACCGGUACUUUAUCUUACCUUGGCUAACAACAAAUUAACUGGUCCAAUCCCACGAAGCAUUGGCAAUCUUAACGCGACAUUGAUCGAGGUUUUACUGUUGAACAACAAGUUAACAGGUUGUCUUCCCUACGAACUCGGGUUUCUGAAAGAACUCAAGGUUUUCGAUGUUGAACACAACCUAUUAACGGGUCCAUUACCCCGUUCCUUGGCCUGCUUGGAGAAAAUCGAGCUGCUCAACUUUGCUGAUAACCUACUGUAUUGGGAGGUACCAGAGGAGCUGUGCGCACUGGCAAACUUGGUGAACUUAUCGUUAUCAGGUAACUAUUUCACCAAAGUAGGUCCAGCGUGCAGAAAGCUGAUCAAUAAUGGGGUUCUUAACGUGAGACAAAAUUGCAUCCACGAUUUUCCCGAUCAAAAAUCGUUGCAGGAAUGUGCAGAAUUCUACUUGAAGUACAUUAGGUUUUGCCCGUACCCUGCAACAUAUGAAAUCAUCCCUUGCAGGCCUAAUGCUCCAUGGCACAAACAUUGGGCACCGUCCAAGAAAGCUCCAGUUACUUACAAAACUCUUUCCAGAAACAAGUUUUAA
Durio zibethinus is the source of this 1611-nucleotide messenger RNA. The record is from RefSeq and is a predicted model, not a curated record. NCBI's taxonomy places the organism in Eukaryota, Viridiplantae, Streptophyta, Magnoliopsida, Malvales, Malvaceae.